Messenger RNA from Sphaeramia orbicularis (orbiculate cardinalfish), 1479 nucleotides. Its product is annotated as HORMA domain-containing protein 1-like. Lineage: Eukaryota; Metazoa; Chordata; Actinopteri; Kurtiformes; Apogonidae. The transcript has 17 exons. The record is from RefSeq and is a predicted model, not a curated record. Bases 108 to 1343 code for a protein of 411 amino acids.
CCAAGAUGCUGUGUAUACACACAGAGCUGGAGCUAAGGUGGAAAAAACGUCCGCUAUAAAACCGCACUUACAGUUAUCAAUCUAGCGUAGACUGUUUGUGAGAAACAAUGGAGUGUUUACAAAAAGUGAGGCCAGCCCAGGACACUCAGCUGUUGCCUAAUCAGGUGGUGGGUGAGCAGCAGUCUCUCACUGUUAUAAAGAAGCUUCUGGCUAUUGCAGUUUCUGGCAUAACGUACCUGAGGGGGCUGUUUCCAAAGAAAGCCUACGGGACCAAACAUGUUGAAGAUCAGAAAGUGAUGAUUCUAAGAGAGGAGCACAGCUGUCCUGGCGCUACUGAGAUUGUUCAGUGGAUGCAGGGAUGCUUUGAUGCCAUCCAGAAGAAAUAUCUCCGGACCAUGAUUUUGUCAAUCUACACCGAUCCAGAGAACCCCCAGAAAGUGACAGAGUUUUACCAGUUUAGGAUCCAGUACACAACAAACGGAGCACAGAUGGAAUUUGAAAGCAACAACAACAUGGUGUCAACAAUGUCAUACGGUGACACUAAGAGGGCCAGCGUCCUGCUGGUGAGGAAGCUUUACACUCUGAUGCAGAACCUCGGCCCUCUGCCAGAUAACGUCUGUCUCAACAUGAAGCUGGCUUAUUACAAUGAUGUGACUCCACAGGACUACCAACCACCGGGCUUCAAGAACGCUGAUGGCGACACCAUAGAGUUUGGGAGGGAGCCGGUGAAACUGGCCGUGGGUGAGGUGGUCGCCCCUUUCCACGCUCUGAAGUUGGACAUGGCCACCGAGAGACAUAGACUGGAAGAGGUGGAGGAGAGCAUCCAUGAGAUGAAGAGGUGGUUUCUGAAGAUGGAGGAGGGCGUCCUGUCACAGAGUUAUGUAACUGAAGAGAUGGAGGAGCCUGACACCAACUCCCAUAUGGAUGCCAGUGUAACUCCAGACAUCGAGCUGAGCUGCCAUGAGGAGAUCAGAACUACUGUGGAGAUCACAGAGGUGGACACAUUGCUGAAGGACUCCGCCCACAUGGAGGUGGGACAGAAGAGGACCAGGAGUGGACGCAUCAUCACAUCUACUACGGUGGACACACCGCUGAAGGACUCCGCCCACAUGGAGGUGGGACAGAAGAGGUCCAGGAGUGGACGCAUCAUCACGUCUGCUAUGGUGGACAUACCGCUGAAGGACUCCGCCCACAUGGAGGUGGGACAGAGGAGGACCAGGAGUGGACGCAUCAUCACGUCUGCUUGGGUAUCUGAGUAUGAGAUUCCUGACAGUCAGGAAAAACUGUCCACCUCUUCAGCAAAGAAGAAACGCAAGUUCAGUGAACCCAAAGACCACUACUGACACGGUGGAGGGUCCAAGGAAGUCCUCACCUCUGUCCUGUAGGUGGGAUUUUUAUACUCAGUGUUACUACAGAUGAAAACGUGACAUUCACCAAGUUCAAGGACUCAGAGCAGUGUGUGUGUGUGUGUGUGUGUGU